CUAAAUUAUUUCGCACGCCGAAGUAUGCACUUAUUUCAAUAUUGAAACAGAGGACGGCGAGAAAGCAACAAGGCGUACAAUUGAAUGGUGACAACAAUUCAUAAUUUUUAGUUUGGAUUUCUUAGUAACUCCGCAUUUUCGGAAACGCCAAAAUGAGUGAGAAAUAUCCGAGCACAAACUCUUAUUACUCUGAGAAAAAUGGAGGCCAUCCAAAUGGUGAUUACCCAAUGGAAACAUUUUCGGGGGAAGAUGAUGAUCGCACAACAGACUUCACAAGUGAUGAGAAUAAAGACAGAGGAAACUGGUCAGGAAGAAUGGACUUCUUGUUGUCUUGUUUGGGGUAUGCCGUAGGCUUGGGAAAUGUCUGGCGUUUCCCUUAUUUGUGUUACAAGAAUGGUGGAGCUGCUUUCUUCAUCCCCUAUUGCAUCAUGUUGGGUAUCGUUGGUAUCCCCAUCUUCUUCCUGGAGUUGUCUCUUGGUCAAUUCACAAGUAGAGGAAUCUUCAACUGCUGGCAGUUUGCUCCUAUGUUUAAGGGUAUUGGAGUUGCUAUGUUCAUUGUGUCCCUUCUAGUAGGCAUAUACUACAAUAUGAUCGUAGGAUGGAGUAUAUACUAUCUCUGUGCUUCAUUUACUAGUAAACUACCUUGGAGUGAAUGUGGAGACUGGUCAUCUGAAUGGUGUAGUGAAAAUGUAAAAGAUUUGAAUGCCACCCAGUGUGUUGCCCCAUUAACUUACAAUGACACAACUACUGUGUGCUAUAAUGGCUCUACAGUGUAUGGGGUUGUAGACACCACAGUAGCAGAAACAUUUGGAAUGAAGAAGAUAAUCCCAAGUGAAGAUUACAUGAAUCGUGCAGUUCUUGGUACUGCCUUCAGUGAGGGUAUACAUGAUUUAGGACCACUAAACUGGAGGUUGUGUCUCUGUCUCCUGGGUGCAUGGCUCAUUGUCUUUUUCAGUCUUAUCAAAGGCAUCAAGAGCUCUGGAAAGGUUGUCUACUUCACUGCCCUGUUUCCAUAUGUUGUGCUAAUCAUCCUCUUGGGUUGGGGCCUUACCCUGGAUGGCUACUUUGAUGGUAUACGUUUUUACAUCCUAGAGGCAGAUUUGAACAAACUAAAAGAGGCUCAGGUAUGGAAGGAUGCAGCUGUCCAGAUUUUCUUCUCGCUCUCGGCAUCAUGGGGAGGUCUCAUCACACUGGCCAGUUACAACAGAUUCCAUAAUGAUUGCCUGAGAGAUUCGCUGAUUGUCUCCAUUGGAAACUGUUUGACAAGUUUCUUUGCUGGCUUUGUCAUUUUCUCAUAUCUUGGAUUCUUGGCUAAGGAACUCGGCACUACUGUAGCCAAGGUUGCAACUAGUGGGCCCGGUCUUGCAUUUGUCGUAUACCCCGAUGCUGUCACCAGAAUGCCCGUCUCCCCUCUCUGGGCAAUCCUGUUCUUCAUCAUGUUGAUCACAUUGGGACUGGACAGUCAGUUUGCCAUGUUGGAAACCUUGACAACAGCUGUCAUUGACCAAUGGCCUGAUGCAUUGAGAAAAAGGAAAAGUUUUGUCAUUGGUGGAUUCUCCCUGAUUAUGUUUGGCCUUGGAUUGCCCAUGUGUACAAAUGGUGGUAUAUAUAUCUUAGAACUGAUGGACACAUAUUCUGGAGGAUGGAACGUGCUGAUCAUUGCCUUGGCUGAAUGUAUAUCUAUUGCAUGGAUCUACGGAUUUACACGAUUCAGGGAGGAUAUCCGAACCAUGAUUGGUAACUUUGGCUGCAACUGCUUCCCAUGGACUUGUUGUUCAUUCUGGUGGAUAGGAUGCUGGGCUAUACUGACACCCCUCGGAGUUCUGUUUAUCCUGUUUUUCUCUUGGAUCGAGUAUAAACCAAUCACAUCAGGGGACUACAUCUAUCCAGUUUGGGCAGAGGCGAUUGGUUGGUGCAUGACCCUCUCUGUUGUACUUGGUCUCUUUGUGACGAUGUUUGUUAUGUUUUGCAUCACACCCGGAAGUUUCAUGGAGAGAAUGAGUUACCUUACUAACCCAACAAGGGAAUGGGGGCCAGCGUUGGUCCAACACAGACGCAAGAUAAAACAUGUUCCUGGUUUUGUUGUCGACCCUUCAUCAGACUCCACACCUUAUGAUGACCAGUACCCUAAUAAAGAGUUUGGUGGUAGCUACCCUGCUACAAAUUAUAAUGAUAUCCAGGUUGAUGUGGACAAUGGCGUUACAAACACAGCUUAUGAGCCCUAAACAUUCCAGUAAACAAAAAUUAAGAAACAAACAAGAGAUAAAAAUAUCUUACAACACAUUCCUUGGCAUUUCAGGUUCUCCAUCAAUAUUAAGACCUCUUAGAAUAAGAACGUAACAUUUAAAUAGAAAACAUUCUAAUUUGUGCACUCUGGAAACAUGGAAGAUGAAGGAAUAAUCAAUGAUAAAUGUAUCCCUGAAUAAUCUUUCAAGAAUAUACAGGUGUUAAAUUUAAUGUAGGAUGCUAUGGAUUUAUAUGUAGACACUGAUAUUUAUAAUGUAAUUACGGUGCAUUGCUCAAAUUAAUUAUUAAUUAGCCUAUGUAAUGGCAUAUCAAGGAUACAUUUGGAAUAUCUAGGACAAUUAUGACAUAUCCAGGAAAAUAUGGCAUAUCCAAGAUGACUAUAAUAAAAAGUUAAGUACAACUGAAUCAAUCGUCACCAUUGGGUAACAAAGGUGACAUAAAGGUGACAGAUAUGUCACUGUUGGACAUUAAAAGUGACUGAAGAAUAACAAGGGCAAGCCGCUAUAACCAAGAUGGAUAACUACAAUAAUGGUCUUUGGAUGACUACAAUAAUGGAAGGAAUGCUCAAUUAAACAUAAUUUAAGAGCUAUCUAAAGGGACUAUAUAAUAUAUAUUAGAAUGAGCUGUACAAAAGAUGCACCCCUAUUUAAACUGAUACUUUUUAGCUCUUCAAAUGCAUUCCAAGUUAAUUGGCUUAAAAUGUUGCAUUCCAUGUUAAUUGGCUUAAAAAUGUAUAUAACCGCAGAUAACAGGUAUUUUUAUAUAUCAAUUUUAAAUGGAGGACAAGUACAAACCUUUUAUGGAUUUUUACAAACAUUGUAAGUUUUUAAGGGGUCUUUAUCUCAUCUGUAGUCUAUUUUAUACUAUGCUUACUUUAAUUGUACAUUGCGUGUAUAUAAAGUACAUAAAGUUUUAAACAAAUGAAUAACAGUGGAUAUUUUAGAUUAUGGCUUAUAUACACUAGUACUGAUAUAUUUUUAAUAAUUUUAUAAGAAUACAUUCAGAAGAGUUAGAGUAAAGCUGUGUAGAUCUGUUAACUGAGUAUUUUUAUAUUUCAUGUACUAUGUACCUGCUCUAUACUCAAAUCAAAAUCAAGAAAAAUUGAUCCAUAACUCUCAUGUCAAUUCUCAUUUCAAUUGAUUAAAGAAGCUGAUAGUGUUCCACAACACAUAUAACCUUAUAAAGCUAUAGUUUUGCUAAAAAAUUGAAAAUGAAUAUCGUCCCUGAAAGCUACAAAUACAGUGCAAACAUUAAAGUCCUGGUAAAAACCAAUUAUGCAAGUGAACGUAUUCGACUAACUUAUAGUGAUAUUUAUAACUAUACAUAUUAAAACAUUAACAUUUUCAUAAGGUGAAAUCCAAGUUUUCUCAACUCCAUUGAUUCAACAAACUGUAUAUCAAAAAAGAAAGUAUUUUAUCAUUUUGAUGGAUUUUAGUUCAGUAUUCUAUAUGUAACAUGGAAACUAUCCUAGCAUACAAACU
Messenger RNA from Owenia fusiformis, 3728 nucleotides. Lineage: Eukaryota; Metazoa; Annelida; Polychaeta; Sabellida; Oweniidae. The record is from the annotation of a GenBank genome assembly.